This is a messenger RNA of Vanessa atalanta (red admiral), 501 nucleotides long. Its product is annotated as glycine-rich protein 3-like. Bases 45 to 389 code for a protein of 114 amino acids. The transcript is spliced from 2 exons. The record is from RefSeq and is a predicted model, not a curated record. Lineage: Eukaryota; Metazoa; Arthropoda; Insecta; Lepidoptera; Nymphalidae.
GCACCACUGACCAGAGACCACAUUGUCCAGCACAUAUUAGCACCAUGAACACUCUAGCGUCUGUAAGUUUGGUGAUAUGCGUAUGCAUGGCAUACGCAUUAGCGCUGCCUAGCCCUAAGGCACCUUCGAGCUCUCUAGGAGAGCCUGAAUCAUCUGAUGAAAGUUUAGUUCCUCAAGAGUCUCGGUGGGGUGGUGGCGGCUAUGGAGGCCGUGGAUGGGGCAGCGGCCAUGGAGGCCGUGGAUUUGGCGGCCGAGGUGGUGGUUUCGGUGGCGGAUAUGGCGGCGGAUACGGCGGCGGUUAUGGAGGUGGCUACGGAGGUGGAUACGGCGGUGGAUAUGGCGGUGGAUACGGUGGCGGCUUCGGUGGCGGUGGCGGCUGGGGACGUUAAACAAUAAGUCCGAAAUUUGGAAACUUCACUGUGAUGUUGAUUUUAAAUAAAUUUUAGUACAAUUUAUUUAUUCGUUUAAGGGAAACAAUUCGCGAUCAGUAAUUUUAAAUCU